Molecule: messenger RNA, 1470 nt
Organism: Phragmites australis (common reed)
Lineage: Eukaryota; Viridiplantae; Streptophyta; Magnoliopsida; Poales; Poaceae
Product: heat stress transcription factor A-6a-like
Exons: 2
Coding region: 51-1196 (381 amino acids)
Biological process (GO): regulation of transcription by RNA polymerase II
Cellular component (GO): nucleus
Molecular function (GO): RNA polymerase II cis-regulatory region sequence-specific DNA binding; DNA-binding transcription factor activity
Source: RefSeq, a predicted model, not a curated record
AAAACCUCGAAACCCCAACACGGCAACACCUCACCUCGCCGCGGAGUCAGAUGGCCUCCUUCUCCUCCUGCCCGCUCACCCACAGGCCAAUUUGCUCCAAGCCCAGGACGGAGAGCACAAGCGGCGGCGGGCUAGCGCUCGGAGACGAAGCAAUGGCUCCGGGCCCGGCGGUGGUGAAGCGGGAGCCGUGGGCGGCGGAGGCGGUGGUGCCGCGGCCGAUGCAAGGGCUCGGCGAGGCGGCCCCGCCGGCGCCGUUCGUGGCAAAGACGUACGAGAUGGUGGCGGACGCGGCCACAGACGCGGUGGUGUCGUGGGCGCCCGGCGGCGAGGGGAACAGCUUCGUGGUGUGGGACACGCAGGCGCUCGCGGCCCGCCUCCUCCCGCGCUUCUUCAAGCACGCCAACUUCGCAUCCUUCGUCAGGCAGCUCAACAUCUACGGAUUCCGAAAGGUCAAUCCAGAUCGUUGGGAGUUUGCAAAUGAAUCCUUCUUAGCAGGCCAGAAGCAUUUGUUGAAAAACAUCAAGAGGCGGCGUGCUUCCAAGCAUCAGAUGGAAGCACAACCAAGAAACGGAGCAAGUGUUUGUUUCGGACGGCCUGAGGAUUACGGUGAGGUGGAGAGUUUGAAGAGAGACCGUGCAGCUCUCAGGGCUGAAGUCGUCACGCGGAAGCAGCAGUACAACAGCUGUAAAUCUCAGCUCAUUGCCUUGGAGGAGAGGAUCCUAAACAAUGAAAGGAACCAGCAGCAGACCAUCACCUUCUUCGCAAAGGUACUCAGGAACCCAGUUUUUGUGCAACAGGUCUUGCUCAACUAUGCAAAGAAGAAAGAGCUAUGUGGCAGUGGCAUUGCAAAAAGGCAGCGGCUUAUGGAAAAUGAAGAGCAGCACGUUGAUGUGCCACUUAAGAAUGGUAUGGAGGCUGCGUUUGCGACGGAGGCUGGCGUUUCUUCAGGGAGCAGCGAUGGUGGCACAGCCGCGAAACACGAGCCCAUGCCCGAGUGGAAUGAUCAGAGCAUAGACAAGAUCUGCGAUGAUGUAUGGGAAGAGCUGGACGCGAUACCUGGCACUGAAAUGGACCAAGAAGACAAGGCCGUAACCGGCUUCGACGUCGAAGAGUUCACUGGAAGGCCUUGUGGUUGGGUUGAUGACUGCUCAUAUCUAGUGGAGUCGAUGCAGUUUGGGAACAUUAGAGGUGUAUAAAUAUGAGUGGAAUAGUGCCCUUGUUUAUAUUGGCAUUCUGCCAUCUGAUAUUCAGUUGACAUCUCAAACAUAUAUAGCAGCAAUGCAGCACUCUCUGGCACUGGAAACCAGAGGUUUGUAAAAAGUUUGUGUUUUUUUAAAAAAAAACUUUUUUGCUCGAUGCAGCGCAGUAUCGUGUUGUUGUUCUAUUGUUUGUUCAAUGCAGCCGAGGAAAGAACUGCUCUGUAGGACAUGAAACCGGUUCGAUCUUUCAUCAAAUGGCGUAUUGCUAAGU